AUGUUCCCUCUGGCUGCCGCCGCCUAUUCGGAUGAGCCAAGGGGCUGCAUACACAAUCGCUUCAAAGGCUAUAAUGGAACUCAUGGGAACUUGGGAUAUCCUAUCGAGCAGGACACCAUAGAAUUGCAUCCUCUUUUGAACAAGAAUAUAUCCGAACUGUGUGGUCAUGCGCGAAGGCAAAGAUUUGAGAAACAAGAUAGGAAGGAGUUUGAGAACUAUGUAGCGGAUGUCUUCCCGAUGAGGAAAGUACAAAGAAAACUUAGAAAUACCAGAAACUUGGUUCUGUUCUUGGUUGAAAACUGUACUGCCUGGCUCUACCUUACCAAACCUAUUGGUAACAGCUUGAAAGUUGCUAUCUCGGACCUCUUCUUUCUGCUGCUCGACAUUCAGCGACGCAUUCCAGAAGACAGGUAAAAUCGUAAU
Messenger RNA from Cylicocyclus nassatus, 423 nucleotides. Lineage: Eukaryota; Metazoa; Nematoda; Chromadorea; Rhabditida; Strongylidae. The record is from the annotation of a GenBank genome assembly.